CUCCAUCUGGGCUUCGUCCUAGAAAAGGCCUCCAACUGGGCUACCUUCCCAGCCAAGCCGAAACCCUAGGCAAGCACGCAGCCGCCGCGUAUCCCCGACCCCCAUAGCCGCGGCUCUACGUUUCAGCCGAAAUCCAGCAAUCCCCGUCCCAGAACACCACAACCCGCGGCGACUGCUGGAUCGAAGAGGCGGAGAAGAUGACGCAGAAGCAGACCAUGUUCAAGGGGCAGACCAAGAAGAAGUAUAUCCCUCCCAGCCGCCAUGGCAAGGCGCCCCACAUCCGCAAAGGGAAGAGGGCCGUGAAGCCGACCAAGUGCACCAAGGACAUGGACGCCGACAAGGACCUCACAAAGUUCAUCAACCACGCGAACGAAAUAAAAGCUGCAAAUAAGGCUAGUAAAGAAGGUGGCGACCUCAGCAUAGUUAAGUCCGACGUGGAUACUUCCAACUCAAAGCAGUAGGCUGGAGGCUUAUGUUGCUUACUGCGAUGCACAAUACAAGACCAGUGUGUGAAAUGAUCAUGUUUUCAUGAAGAGAGUAUGUUUAGUUCACUCUACAUGUUGUAAUCUGUAACCAGUUUUGUGAAAUCCAAGUUUUGUCCUGUGAA
Molecule: messenger RNA, 607 nt
Organism: Aegilops tauschii subsp. strangulata
Lineage: Eukaryota; Viridiplantae; Streptophyta; Magnoliopsida; Poales; Poaceae
Source: RefSeq, a predicted model, not a curated record